UGGCUGGGAGCGGCAAACCCUUGUCCCGCCCCUCGGGACACGCUCAUCAUUUUAAAGACACAAUUGAGGACCAGGUGGUCGAUCACCCCGAAGCCUUGGGGCCUCCCUCGGGUCUUUGCUCCCAGGGGCCUCGAGUCUCGCGGAGCCCAGGGCUGUAGAGAGACGCGAGCGGCGAGGGAAUCCGGAACGAUUUUUUCGCGGAACCACUGAGCUGAGGCCCCUAGGAACGCGUGCAGGGCCGGACCGCGACGAGCCGGACCAGAAGUGCAGGGAUGGCGGCGGCGGACGCGCGGCCAGGGACCGCGGUCCCCGUGGACCUGCGGCGCGAGCGGCGCAUGGUGUGCGUGGAGUACCCAGGCGUGGUGCGCGACGUGUCCAAGAUGCUGCCGACUCUGGGCGGCGAGGAGGGCGUCUCCCGGAUCUACGCAGACCCCACCAAGAGGCUGGAGCUGUACUUCCGGCCCAAGGACCCUUACUGCCACCCGGUGUGUGCCAACCGCUUCAGUACCAGCAGCCUACUGCUGCGGAUCAGGAGGAAGACGAAGCUGCAGCGGGGCGUGCCAGGUCCUGGGGGCCGCCCCGAGGUCACAUUUGACAUCGAGAUGCUUGGCGUCAUCUCCACCAUUUAUAAAUUUCAAGGAAUGUCCGACUUCCAGUACUUGGCUGUGCACACGGAAGCGGGCGGCAGGUGUGUGUCCAUGUAUGACAAGGUGCUCAUGCUGAAGCCCGAGAAGGAGAGCUUCUUUCACCAGGAGCUGCCACUCUACAUCCCCCCACCCAUCUUCUCUCGGCUGGACACCCCGGUGGACUAUUUCUAUCGACCAGAGACACAGCACCGGGAAGGCUACAACAACCCCCCCGUCUCAGGCGAGAACCUGAUCGGCUUGAGCAGGGCCCGGCGCCCCCACAAUGCCAUCUUCGUCAACUUUGAGGAGGACGAGGUGCCCGUGCGGCCCCUGGAGGCUGCGGUGCAGACGUGGAGGAGGAUUUCCACCAACCCCGUGGACCGGAAGGCGGAGGAGGAGCUGAGGAAGCUCUUUGAAAUCCGUCCCAUCUGGUCCCGGAACGCUGUCAAGGCCAACAUCAGCAUCCACCCUGACAAGCUCAAGGUCUUGCUGCCCUUCGUGGCCUAUUACAUGAUAACAGGCCCCUGGAGGAGCCUGUGGAUCCGGUAUGGCUACGAUCCCCGGAAAAACCCAGAUGCCAAAAUUUACCAAGUCCUUGAUUUCCGAAUCCGUUGUGGGAUGAAAUACGGUUACGCCCCUAGUGACAUGCCCGUGAAGGCCAAGCGCAGCACCUACAAUUACAGCCUCCCCAUCACUGUCAAAAAGAUGCCCAGCCAGCUCGUCACCAUGCAUGACCUGAAGCAGGGCCUGGGCCCCUCGGGGACAGCUGGCUCACGGAAAUCCACCUCUAACAAGUACAAGCUCAAGGACUCGGUCUAUGUCUUCCGGGAGGGGGCCCUGCCGCCCUAUCGACAGAUGUUCUACCAGUUAUGUGACCUGAACGUGGAAGAGUUGCAGAGGAUCGUUCACCGCAAUGACGGGGCUGAGAGCUGCUGCACGGAGCGCGACGGCUGGUGCCUUCCCAAGACCAGCGAUGACCUGAGGGACACCAUGUCCCUUAUGAUCCGGCAGACCAUCCGCUCCAAGAGGCCUGCUCUCUUCUCCAGCCCGAGCAAGGCCGACGGCGGGAAGGAACAGCUGACGUACGAGUCUGGGGACGACGAGGACGAGGAGGAGGAGGAGGAGGAGGACUUCAAGCCAUCCGACGGCAGCGAGAACGAGAUGGAGACCGAGAUUCUGGACUACGUGUGAUGUAACCUACGGCCACGGCGAGGCCUCCUACAGCCGGCGGGACUGGUAGCCGAGCCAGGACAGGGCCCAAGGAGACCCCUCGGGAGAGCUGGGGCCCCAGCACCGGGUGCAGCUGCCCCCGGUCCUGCCCGUCUGCCCCGGACACCUGCUGCUUCGGGCUGCCCUCUGGCCCGGCGCGCCUGGGGACAUCUCCAGAGGCCGUGACCUGGCUCUGCACAGCCAAGAGCUAGCCCAGCGUCCAGCGGGCUGAGCCGAUGGCCACCGCCUCCCUGGAGCCGAGAACAGCAGAAGCUGGGGGUGGAGAUGGUGUGACCGGGAGACACUGGUCUUGCCUUGGGAGCUUAUGCCUGACGCAGGCCUGGCCUGAGGAAGCUGGUCCAUGGUCGCGGACGGGCGAAGACUGUCUUUGCGUUUGGGGCCCAUCCACUUGGGCCCAGCUGGAAUCGUCCUGAUCAAAUAUACUUUCCCAAGGAA
Messenger RNA from Hyaena hyaena (striped hyena), 2291 nucleotides. It is a transcript of the gene GTF3C5, whose product is annotated as general transcription factor IIIC subunit 5. Gene Ontology annotation, biological process: transcription initiation at RNA polymerase III promoter. The transcript is spliced from 11 exons. Gene Ontology annotation, cellular component: transcription factor TFIIIC complex. NCBI's taxonomy places the organism in Eukaryota, Metazoa, Chordata, Mammalia, Carnivora, Hyaenidae. The record is from RefSeq and is a predicted model, not a curated record. The coding region runs from base 273 to 1817 and encodes 514 amino acids.